AUGGCACACCAAGCACACAAUAUUCCUUGGAGUCUUCUGGCAUCAAACCUUCACUGGAGCAAAACCUCUCACCAUGGCCGGGGCGUCACAAAUCUCCGCCCUAGCAUGAAACCUAACCAAGGCAAAGAGCUCACUUACUUCAUCGAAGCGUUUAUCCGAACCAUCAGCGACCAUUCAGUAUGCGAGCGCAAGAAGUUUCCCUCCCAAUACGCACCGGUAGAUCCAACAGACGUUAUUCUUGAGCCAGUAACAGUUCAGAAAAUUACACCUACCGUUCGCAAAUGGCGUAACCACGGCUUCCGGGGCAUGUGCCCUAGUUGUAUUUGCCCAGUAUGGAAAGGAGAAGAGUGUCGAUGUAUUCCCAUCCCAGACGAGGCGAAAAAGGCGUCCGCAUUUCUCCGGCCUACCUACGUGAGAUAUUGCUACGAGCCCUACAAGGAGACUCUUCACGUGUUCUUCAACGUCGAAGUAGUGAAAACCUUGCUCAUGCACGAGGAGAUGGGCACUAUUUUACGUAUUUGUGCUCUUCCUGAACUGGAUCUGAAGCGAUGGUGGACUGACUAUUGCGAAUGUGGGCUCUGUCCAAGGAUCCUCGGAUGGGACCGAGUGUGUAUCAAGGCCCUCCGAACCUACGUAUGUCUGAACACGAUUUACUGCUUCCCAGAGAUAUGGAAUGAGGCUUCCGGUAGAACAAUGGAAAUGGACUACCGGAACAGCGGGUGCUACCAGUUUACGCUGAGAACAUGCACGAGCACAGGGUAUGGAUCAGAAGUGAGCUCAUACCCGCAUCGACAAUUCUUCGGUAUAGGCGACAACCAAUUCAAAGGCGCCGACGAUCAUCCCGAGAUUGAAAAGACGCACUGGCUACGAUGGACCACCGCCAAGCAUCGGCUCGGGCUGUUGGACUAUUAUUUUUCUCGGAGCGACCAUUGUGGAAUGGUACCCAUUAACGAGUUUCUCGCCGUCGAAAAUAAGGCCUUCGCAGGACGGCGACCAGGUUUGUCCGACGUGUCACUUGUUCAGAACUACUUAUACCAGAAAGGUUUGCCAGUGGAGCUGGUUUUAGAUGUUAUGGAGCUUGCUGGAUAUCAGCCGGUGGGACGAUUGAGCGAGCCCCAGGAUCCAUUCCACUCAUCAAAUCGUACAGAACUGGCUCGGUACCUCACAUAUUGCUGGCGAUUGCUGGUCAAUUGCGACAUGAUGGCCAAGGCCAUUGGCAUGCAACUACCAUGGAAAGAACUACUAGGCAACUGUAUCACUGACUUAUGGGCUGAUGACCGCUAUGGGCAUGGACGCUUUUUUUGGUGGGCUCGGGACGAGUAUAAUGCCUUAGCGCACAGAGUCUUCAUUCGGCCUUGA
Molecule: messenger RNA, 1359 nt
Organism: Penicillium odoratum
Lineage: Eukaryota; Fungi; Ascomycota; Eurotiomycetes; Eurotiales; Aspergillaceae
Exons: 2
Coding region: 1-1359 (452 amino acids)
Source: RefSeq, a predicted model, not a curated record